This is a messenger RNA of Trematosphaeria pertusa, 1095 nucleotides long. RefSeq lists its product as uncharacterized. NCBI's taxonomy places the organism in Eukaryota, Fungi, Ascomycota, Dothideomycetes, Pleosporales, Trematosphaeriaceae. The transcript is spliced from 2 exons. The coding region runs from base 1 to 1095 and encodes 364 amino acids. The record is from RefSeq and is a predicted model, not a curated record.
AUGGCGCCGCCCAGCGCCUCAGAGGGAUGGAGCCGCAAAAGCGUCGACGGCGAGGCCAAGCUCGAAGCCCACAACAUAUACGUCAACCAGAAGCGCGCCCUCCCCGCCGAUCUCGAUCUGCAUAUCAAAAACACCAUCCGCAGAGCCCGCGAAACGACCCCUUCCGCUUCCCGCAUCGCUGAGAAGGCUCCGCGCGCGGCUGCUACAGGCGAGCAGGCGGCCAUCGACCUCAUCGCGCCGGACAUACUGUUCAGGGGCACGGCAGAUGGUGGCAGCGAGGCGCUCAUCACCUCCCUACCGAAGCUGAACCUACACCCGAAAUACCUGCCGCUUGCGGAUGCUGUGGUUGUGGAAGACACAGGCUCGCUCUCGCAGGCGCAGCCUGAUACAGCGAUUGGCUACGUGCGCUGCCGCGAUGCUAGUCGUGCAAAGGUUGAAGCGCCGCUGACCCCGGAACAGGAGCGUACCAUCAUCAAGGACCCGUUGACUGCGUUGUUACACUUCCCUUUCCUCACCGCCCAGUGGAAGGGCUACACCGGCAGCGAAGGCCACUAUCAUGCCUCCCUCCAGGGCGCUCGCGACAGCACCUGUAUCGUUAAUUCCCUCUACGAGCUGUACGAAAGCACCAGACACAUACCUUCAACUGUCGACACGUGCCAUUUCUCUGUCACCUCGAAUAUGGAUACAGCCAAGUUGUGGGUCCACUGGCGAGAGAACAAGGAUAACGCAGCACCCCAGCAUUACAUGGAAUGCAUCCACCAGGCCUUUCUUGAACCAAUCGAGGACACCAUGGCCAUUUUGGAGAGCUUUCGAAAGAGGCUGCGCAAUAUCCUCGACUAUGCGACUGGACCACGGCUCGUUAGCAUCCGCCAUGCCAUUGAUGCUCUGCAGAAAAAGAAGGAAACGGAAACGGCGACCAGGGUGCCCUCUGUGCCAUCUAGCUCAUCAUCAAAGGCGCGCAGCAGAGGUGCUUCACAAUCGUCAGAUCGCCGCCGGCAAGCGCACAUGCCCCCACCAUCUCCUCCUGCCUCUCAGUCAGCACCGCAACGGAAACGCGCACGCACGGAGGACCUGGAUGAUGUGGAGCGGCAAUGA